AGCAGUUCCCGCCGCCAGGGUCCAGCGCGCCUGCCUCGCCGCUCUCCGCGCCCCGCCCUCUCCGGCCUCCAGUGCCCGAGGUUCGAUGUCCGCCGCCGAAGGGCCCCUGCCUUCCGGCUGCCCCGCGCGCCUCGCCCGCUUCGCCCGAGACGUCGCGGGCCAGGGGGCCACGGCGACUAUGUCUGUGCGGUGGCGGCCCUCGGCGCCGGGGGGGAGCGCUUCGUCACCGGGAGCGAGGACGGCACGUCCCGAGUGUGGCAUGCGGCCACGGGGGUGCUGGUUAUGAACGUCUCCAAGCGCGGCGCUCUGGAUUUGUUUGGGUGGAUGCCCAUCGUCGAGGCUGCAGGUGGCCUCUCGCAAGCGGUCGCGCUGGCUUUUGACGAUGCCAUCAAGUGGAAUCGCGAGGCCAUCGCCCCGAUCGCCGCUCCCCUUCAAGUAAGCCUGCUUAAUUCUUGGAUUUCACCCUUCCUAGUGUUUCACCAGAGUUUUAAUUUUAUUGCAAGGCGUGCUGCGCCGUGUCAGCAGCUUUUGCGUAUGUUGGUUCGGCGUACUAUCGUAAAUUCGCGUUCGCAGUGAAGAUUUUCAGUGGAUUGUGUGUGGUCCCACUGGUCAAGCAGCUGGCGUCGGUGGUGGACUGCCACGUCGUAAAGGAGCACCGCGUGCUCGACGUGGCUCCAGCUAUCACUUGCUACACCGGACUUCAUAUGUUGUUGUCCGUCUUUGCCGUAGUCGGAGGGGUCGUUUAUUUUGCCAUGCUCCUUCCAUUGACAGGCGCGGAGGGGAACGUCCAUGACGUGGAGCCCGGCACCCUUUGCCAUCCGUCGGCUUGGCUCCGGGGCAGGAAGCGCCGCGCACAGUGCACGAAUUUCGGUCCGCUUCAGCCCAAUCCGGAGCACAUGAAGUGGACUGCGUAUGCUGACCUCUUUUCGCGGUUGGCCCUCGCGGAAUAUGUUUUUUUCGAUGACGGUGUGCGCCGCGACGGCGCUCGUCUUUGCCAUCAAGCCACCCUACCAAGACGCCACGAUGAGCGCAGCCGUCAUCACCACCAAGGUGAUUAAAACUUUGGCUUUUGGUUGCGGGAUGCUUGCUGUGCACGUUGACGAUGUCAGUUCCCUGACGGCGCCACUUCUCUUUUAUGCGCUGUCGUUCAUUGCGUGCGGCUCACUCAUCAUGUACAGCGCGUGCUGUGCGCCGCGCAGCAAGUCGGAGGACGACGCCACCCCAACGAUCGCCGGGCUUCUGUGGGAUCGUGAGGCAUCGACCGACGCAGAGCAGCGCCAGCUGCUUCAAUGAGGGCGGGGAGGGGAAG
This is a messenger RNA of Prorocentrum cordatum, 1309 nucleotides long. Lineage: Eukaryota; Dinophyceae; Prorocentrales; Prorocentraceae. The record is from the annotation of a GenBank genome assembly.